Coturnix japonica (Japanese quail) is the source of this 963-nucleotide messenger RNA. NCBI's taxonomy places the organism in Eukaryota, Metazoa, Chordata, Aves, Galliformes, Phasianidae. The record is from RefSeq and is a predicted model, not a curated record.
GUGAAAUGUGUAACACACUUACACUGAAGAAACAGGAGGUGAGGUGUGAUUUAGUGUUCACCAAGACAAACUAUUUAAAGUUAUCUCCUAAAUUACCUUUCUUCUGGAAUGGAACUUCUCUCUGUAAAAGUUAAAAAAGGAAGAUUGGAUAAAGCAGCUGAGGCAUUUGACACCUAUGUUGUUUUGAAAGUUCAAAACUUGAAAGGCACUACAAUAGACAGAAGGGGAAGUGAACCUUGCUGGGAACAGGACUUUUUGUUCGAAAUUGGUGCUGGUGAAAAGGGUUUCACUGUAGAACUGUGGAAGAAAGGUUUGCUCUGGGAUAGAAUUUUAGGAGUUUUAUGGAUUCCUUUUUCAUCUGUGGAACACGCAACAGAAGAAGGUCCAGGUGCCUGGUGGAUGCUGCAUUCCAAAGUAAUAAAAAAUGGAACUGAGAUUCAAGGCACAAGAACACCAACUUCACAUGAGCUCUUACUGGAUAUUUACUUUGCAAUACCGUUUGAUAUGAAUGAAGAUUUAGAUUACAAAGGCUGCAACAGGGGGAUGCUACUUCAAGGAACAAAAGAUUCACAUAAAGAUACAUAUAAUGGUCUGUCAUCCUUGGAAAGUGGUCUCAGCAUGCUGGAAAACAAGAUAAGAUGCUCAAGUGUUUUGUGGCAGCAUGAAGUAACAAUAGGAAUGAGCAGGGGCAGACCUUGCUUACUCCAGCAUUUUGUCAGAGGUUCAACGAGUCUAAAUAAUGAGAUGCAUGCUGAAGCAUGGAACAGGUAUUUUUCCUCAAAACUGUGUACUGAACUCUUGCAAAAGGAGGAAUUAUACAGUCUUACUGCUAUUUGUGUUAUCUUUCACUAUGCUUUUCUGGUUUGUGGUUCACAAGCAAUGUGCUGCCUGCAUGAUGCUUAAUUUUGAAGUACAGAAAAUAUUAAAUUAAAGCAGAGAACACCGGGGCCUGGAAGGGGGGGG